Psylliodes chrysocephalus is the source of this 3752-nucleotide messenger RNA. The record is from the annotation of a GenBank genome assembly. NCBI's taxonomy places the organism in Eukaryota, Metazoa, Arthropoda, Insecta, Coleoptera, Chrysomelidae.
CAAUCUGUUGUCCCGGUCGAAUAAUUUUUUUUUUUAAAUAAUAAGUGUUCAACAAAAUGUUUGUGAUUCGAUUUGUUUUGGUGUCUUGUUUUGGUUUAGUGAUUUUAAAAAGUGUAGAGGCUGAAUUUAUAAAAGGUUAUGCUGGUGGUGUGUUAGUUUGUGAGAACGUUACAAAAAUUACUCGAGAAGUUUUGAACGAAAAUUAUGAAAACUUUAAAUCGAUAAGGAUAUGGAACACCUCCGAACCUUUUGGAAUAUCUCCAUUUACAAACAUGAAAAACUUAAAAAUUAUUCAAAUUGGUGGAAGCCGAAUUGGAAUAAUAUAUUCUGAAACUUUUAAAGAUCUAUCACAUUUACAAUAUGUAUAUAUAGAUCAUGUUAUAAUAGGCGAUAUUCAAGAAUCAGUGUUUUACAAUUUACCCCAACUGGAAAAAGUAGAGAUAAUGUAUACGAAUAUUCCAUUUUUAAGAAAAGGCAUUUUCCGUAAUGUCCCACAACUUUCCUUGAUAUACCUUCAAAACAAUAACAUACGUUAUAUAGAAAAUGAGCCUUUUUACAACGUACCAUACUUAAAAGUACUUUUACUUCAUAACAACUUGUUAACUGUUGUAACAAAAGAUAUGAUGUAUAAUCUGGCUAAUUUGGUACAUUUAAAUUUGGCUAACAACAGUAUAUCAAUAAUAGAAAAGAAUAGUUUUGACGCAACUCCAAUUCUAACGAAACUUAAUUUAGAAGAUAAUCAACUGAAAACACUUGAUUUGGACAUAUUUCCUUCGACCGGAAUGGAAAAUUUAAAAGUGAUUUAUUUAAAUAGUAAUCAAUUGAUGUAUCUUCCAUCCAAAUUUUUUACGAGAACACCCGCUUUAGAGGAAAUUGGUCUGAGUCACAAUCCAUGGUUUUGCCCUUGUCUGUUUAAAAUCUAUGGGAUUUUAAAUCGAUCCAACAUUAGGGAAGUUUGGGUUAAGGAGAUCUGCAUAAAAUCUCGUGAUAAUCCUUGCAAGAAACCAAUGCCUUUUAGUCCCUGGAGACUUCCCAUUUGCAUCAAUAGAAACGUCUUAGACAUUAAUUGUAUAAAUACAUAUAGUCCAAAAUUAAGUGGAAAGUAUUUGAAGUACACCAAAGAUUACAAUGAAUUUUUUGGACACGACAUCAAACUCUUGUACUAAGCUUUAAUAUAUACAUUUUAUUUUUGGAAAAUUUUUAUAUUUAUAGUAGGUACCUGCCAGUUACUCUUAUCUGUUUUUUUUUUGUGUUUAAUUGAUAAAAAUAUUUUAAUCUAUUGAAAUUAUUUCUGUUUAUUUUAUUGAACUUUACUUGGCAGGUGUUAAAUCAUGGGCGUAACAAUUAAAUAUUGGUUUAUUAUUUUUGUUCUUGUGUUUACCAUUAGUUACAAUUUUGGUUUUGAAUAUUAUUUGCAGGGGUCAUUCAUGCAUGCAUUUUUAUAAAUUUUCUUCUUUUUAUUGAUUUACUAAAUCGUUGAGAAGAUAAAACUUGUUGAAAUUUUGACUGAAUAUUUUUAUGAAAAAAUUUUCUUUUGCUUUUUUUAAUGCACAAUCACUGUGUAAUAAAUUUGAUGAAUUUAAAACUUUUAUUUUUCGCGAAAAUUAUGAUGUUAUAGGAGUUGGAGAAACCUGGUUUAAUAAAAAUAUUCUAGACCAUACUAUACACAUUUUAUUGCCGUAUCAGUAAAAAACCUUUUCUGACAAAAACUAGGCGAGAGUUAUAAAUUCCAAAAUGGAACUUUUAUUUUUAAAAAUGUUAUUAAGUAUAAAAUACACUUAAAUGGAUAUCUGUACUAAAGCUACUUCAAAUAACACUCACACUCACCCUCACACUCACACUCAUACUCACACUCACACACACAGAGAUCAUCGCGAAAAUAGUCAAAACGGAUUCAGGGGACCUCAAAACGUAAAAAUCUUUCGAAAAGUCGAGGUCGAAAAAAAUCAUGAUUCCUAUACUUUCCUUAUAUCUGUAUACAGAUAGGAAAGUAAAAAGUAAUAUAAUCAAUAUAAAUCAAUAAUAAAACAUAGGCAGGUACUUAUGAGAAAAUGUAUGGGAUCUUGCCUAAGCCUAAUAAAUUAUCAUUGAAGAAUAGGUUAAAUAAUGUCAAAAUAAAAACAUAACCUAUAUAAUAACGUAGAAUUAAAACGUAUUAACAAAAAUAAUUGGUAUAUUUGUGAUUGUAAUUUAUAUUUUCUUCUUUUUAGUUUGAAAGAAUCAUAGGAAAUUAAUGAUUAAAACUGGUUUCCUAUUAAUAAGUCACAAGAUUGCAUUUCAGCCACAUAAAAUAUUCAAAGGCAGAAAUCUAAUCAUUUGCUAAACAUUUAAGAUUGAAGAAUAUCAUAAAAUAAUAAUUUAAUGUUUAUUUAAAAUUUAUAUAAUUUACAGUUUUUUUGGUAGUUGCAACAUAGCAACUUUGGUGGCUCAUUUUAUUGUUUUUAACAUAAUUUUUUUUAGUAAAAAGUAAAAUGUAUACGUGUAUUUAAUACGCCAAAAUUACAAAAUAUCGCGCUAAAGUACUCGAAUUAUCCGCAGCUUGCGCUAGUAUCGCUUUUGCUUCCCCUACUAUGACUUUGCACUGAUCGAAUAGGCCGCAGCCAUUUUUUAACAUGCCUUAGCGUGCUAAACAUUCUUUCGAUUAACUCUGUCGUUGGUGGAAGAGCCAUAAUUAAUUUUUAAACUACUUUGUAUGUCUGGAUAAAAUUCACAAUAUUUGGACACUAUAUCAUUGUGAGAUCAUUGUGUGCAGAAAGCUCUUUCGUAUUCCAGUUUGGUAUUCAGCUUCAAAAUUGUCGAUUCCCAAUUUUUCCACUACUUUCAUUUUCUAAUCGGUAGUGAAAGAAGAAUAACUAGCUUAAGGAAAAACUAACAGAGUUUUUGGAAAAGCGUGAUGUAAGCUAUGCAAUAAAUAUAUUCAACCUAUAAUAUUCUUCAACUAUAUUAGCCUGAAUAUUAUUAUUUCUAUGAGAUUGUUGUUCGUAAUGCAUGUCUAACGCGUUGUUGAUUAAGUCGUAAAAGCUCAUGGAUAUAGCUGUUUUUUAUAGCAGUGAUACAUGUCAAAAUAUUAAUAAAUUUACCAGACUAUAAGCUUUGAGAAAAUGCUUUCCUUUUAAAUUCGACACAAGUAAUUACUAAAGGCAAUUAAUUUGUUGAAUGGGACGCGUCGUAGAGGAAAACUCUAACUUUGAUGAGUUUCUUAACUCGAUUGAAAAGGGCUACGUUUCCUAUUUAUACUUUGUUUCUUGUUUUUGGCUUAGAGAUAAAUUAUUAAAUUAAUUGCAAAUUCGGGUAAAUUAUUCGAGAUUAUCGAAUUAGAAUUAUUACAAUGUUAUAACAACUUACUGUGUUUUCAUUCAUUCUGUUGGUUAAUAAUAUUUAGGUAAUCGGCUACUAAAGAUUUUAAUAUGGUCUGUGUAAUAAAUUAUCACGAUUAUUUGAAUUUAAAUUUUAAAUAAAAUAAGCUUGAAAGAAGAAAAAAUAAUAUUUAGAAUUAUUUCCAAACUAGGUUUUUAAAAAAUAAAUAAAGGAGUUAUGUAUUGGCGCCCUACUAUCCUGAAAAAAAAUUCCCCAAAGUUGUCUAUUAGAAAAACUCGAAUUCACGACUGAUAAAAAUAUAGUCUCAUCUGUUUAUUUGUUUUUUUGAUUGAAUUACGGUAAUUGUUUGGUAUAAUAUUAUCUAAGAGUUACUCAAAACUAAAUAUAAUUGAUUUACUAAAGAAAUUAAACGUUAACUAUAUCUAAUUAACAAU